AUGGACUCCUGUGACCUGGAGACCGAAGCGGCCCACCUUAAUCCUCCAGCCGCCAACCUCUGUGACCUCACUGUCACGAGCGCAGCCACGGGUACAUCCAUUACCCAGCUGCAGGCGGUGGAUCCGGAUGGCGAGCCGUUGAUUUUUGGUGUGGUGGGGGAAGAGGCCAUGCGGUACUUCGCUGUGCAGGAGACGACUGGGGUAGUGUGGCUGAGACAGCCGCUUGACAGGGAGACCAAGUCAGAGAUGCAGGUGGAGUUCUCAGUCAGUGACAGUCAAGGGGUAAUCAAGGAUACAGUGAACAUUCAGAUCGGAGAUGUAAAUGACAAUGCACCAUCCUUUUUCAACCAGCCCUAUGCUGUUCAUAUACCAGAGAACACUCCAGUGGGAACGUCCGUGUUCAUGGUGAAUGCGACAGACCCAGAUCAGGGCGUGGGAGGCAGUGUGCUCUUCUCCUUCCAGCCUCCCUCUCCGUUCUUCUCUAUUGACGGUGCAAGAGGAAUUGUUACUGUGACGAGAGCACUGGACUAUGAGACGACAACCACCUAUCAGCUCACUGUUAAUGCCACGGACCAGGAUAAGAGGCGUCCGCUCUCGAGUCUGGCUAAUUUGGCGAUUGCCAUCACUGAUGUUCAAGACAUGGACCCCAUCUUCACCAACCUCCCGUACAGCACUAAUAUAAUAGAGGACGCACCACCAGGUUAUGAAGUCCGUAAGAUCACUGCGAUCGAUCAAGACUUGGGGCGACCACGUGGAAUCGGAUAUACGAUCAUGUCAGGUAACACCAACAGCGUGUUUGCUCUUGACUACAUCAGCGGAUCCCUGAAAGUGAGCGGACAGCUGGACCGGGAAAACCCCUUGUACUCGUCCGGAUUCACCAUCACAGUAAAGGCCACAGAGCUGAAUGACGACCGCACACCCUCAUCUGCCACCGUCAUGACCACCUUCACCAUCCUGCUGAUUGAUAAAAAUGACAAUCCGCCCAGGUUUAACAGCUCUGAGUAUCGCGUCCUGAUCACAGAGCUGGCGCAGGUCGGCUUCGCUCUGCCUCUGUACAUACAGGUCGAAGACAAAGAUGAGGUGAGACAUACCCUCGGGGUGAACAGCAUGUUUCAGGUGGUCCUGACAGGAAAUAACUCGGAGCACUUCAGCAUCUCUCCCACCUCAGUGCAGGGCAGAGCGGACCUCCGUGUGCGUGUGGCCGUCCCGCUGGACUAUGAAACUAUCAGGACCUACAGCUUUUCUCUCUAUGCCAACGAGUCUCUAUCAGAGCAUGUGGGAUUUGCCCGAGUCUUCAUUGACCUGGUCAACGAGAACGACAACAGACCGGUCUUCAGCCAGACGCUUUAUAACAUCAGUUUACCUGAGAGCACCGCUCCUGGAACAUCUCUACUGCAGAUAAAGGCCACGGAUAAUGACACUGGCACGUUUGGAGUUGUUCGGUAUUACUUCAGCGAUGAGCCAGACCAGUUCUCUUUGGAUGUUGAGACAGGUUGGGUGACUCUGCGAGACUGGAUGGAUUAUGAGCUCAUGAGGCGCUUUACUCUAACAAUACUGGCCCGUGAUGGAGGAGGGGAGGAGACUACAGGACGCCUUCGCAUUAACGUGAUGGAUGUAAACGACAAUGCGCCAGUCUUCCAGAAGGAGGUGUAUACGGGUUCCCUAAUGGAGAACGAACAGGCUCCGCAACAAAUAGUCCGAGCCCGGGCGACGGAUGAGGACUCUCCUCCCAACAACAUCCUGACCUACACCAUCAUCUACGCCUCUCAGUUUAGGUCAUAUUUCAGCAUCAGUGUGGUGGAGGGCUACGCAGUCAUCACGGUGAAUCGUCCUCUGGAUUAUGAGCAGGUUCCAGGUGGAUUGAUCUUUCUUUCUCUGAUGGCCAGAGAUGGAGGGAACCCGUCCCUCAACAGCACUGUUCCAGUCACCGUAGAGCUGUUUGACGAGAAUGACAACCCACCCGAGUUCAGCCUCCCGUCUUACAUCGUCAACAUACCUGAGAAUAUCAUUGCAGGAGCGACAGUGCUGUUUGUGAACGCUACAGACCUGGACGCGUCUCGGGAGUUUGGUCAGGUCUCUCUCAUCUAUUCCCUGCAGGGCAGCUCUCAGUUCAGACUCAACACUCGCUCAGGAGAGAUCACCACCACAGCUCUUCUGGAUCGAGAGAUGAAGUCGGAGUAUAUUCUGAUCGUAAGAGCCGUUGAUGGAGGCGUGGGACCACAGCAGAAAACCGGCAUCGCUACGGUGAACAUCACUAUUCUGGACAUAAAUGAUAACGUCCCCAUGUGGCGAGAUGAGCCGUAUCAAGCGAAUGUUGUGGAGAUGAGUCCCAUCGAUACUGACGUCAUUACUGUAUUAGCGGUGGACCCUGAUUAUGGUGAUAAUGGGAUGGUGGUCUACUCUAUAAAUCCAGAGAACCCCUUCUACACCAUCAACCGCAACACCGGGAAGAUCCGCACCAGUGGGGCGGUGCUGGACAGAGAGAGUCAAAACACCCGCUUUGCACCGCUUAUGAGGACUAUCAUUGUCUCUGCUACCGACCUUGGGACACCUCCACUGCACUCUUCAGCCAGCGCCACAGUGUAUGUGAACCUCCUGGACCUCAACGAUAAUGAUCCUGCCUUUAUCAACCUUCCAUUUGUCGCUGACGUACCAGAGGGGCUUCCCAUUGGAUCAUCUGUGUUCAGGGUGCAGGUGCAGGACCCUGAUGAAGGUGACAAUGGUGCGGUAACCAUGGCGCUUCAGAUGGGGAUGCCACGGCUGGACUUCAAGCUCAACACCACCACAGGAGUCCUGGUUUCCACCGCAGUGCUGGACCGUGAGCUGAUUGGCCAGUAUUAUCUGAGGAUUAUUGCGUAUGAUGCAGGCCAGUUCCCUCGAACUUCCACGAGUACUCUCACUAUCACAGUUUUGGACAUGAAUGAUGAGACGCCAACCUUCUUCCCCAGCAUUUAUAACGUAUCGUUGGAUGAAAACGUGCCCCGUGACUAUGUGGUGGUCAGACUGAACUGCAUGGAUAAUGACACGGGUCUAAACGCAGAGCUCAGCUAUUUUAUCACAGCUGGGAACCAAGAUGGAAAGUUUAGUGUGGGUUUCCGGACCGGAAUAGUACGGACUGUGGUGGGUCUGGACCGCGAGACUCAGGUCUUGUACAGUCUAGUGAUCGAAGCGAUUGAUAAUGGUCCGGCGGGAAGCCGGAGGACAGGAACAGCUACAGUAUUUGUGGAGGUGCUGGACAUCAAUGACAACAGGCCUAUAUUCCUCCAGAACAGCUAUGAGACCAGCGUCCUGGAGAACAUACCCAGAGGAACUAGUAUAUUACAGGUUCAGGCCACAGAUGCAGAUCAGGGAGAGAACGGAAGAGUUCUGUACAGGAUUCUCUCUGGCAACAGUGGUCAGUUUAAUGUGGACAGUCUGUCUGGACUCAUCAGCAGAGGAACUGUGGCUCUGAACCGAGAAACUCGAAGCUCCCAUGUGCUGGAUGUGGAGGCCUACAACAGUGACCAGGGCAGCAUGCGCAGCUCUGUCAGGGUGAUUGUGUAUGUGGAGGACGUGAAUGACGAGUCUCCAGUCUUCACUCAGUCGCAGUACAAUCGUCUGGGGCUCAGAGAGACUGCUGGGAUCGGUACAUCUGUGGUAGUGGUCCGAGCUACAGACCCCGACACAGGUGAUGGCGGUGCAGUAGCGUAUGCUCUGGUUUCUGGCUCUGAUCAUAAGUUUGAGGUGGAUGUGAGUACCGGUCUGGUGACUACAAUGGAUUACUUGGACUACGAGACCAAGACCAGCUAUUUAAUGAACGUCUCAGCCACAGAUCAGUCUCCACCGUUCCACAGCAGCUACUGCACCGUCUACGUAACUUUACUCAAUGAACUGGACGAAGCCGUGGCCUUUCUAUCAGCCGGUUAUGAAAUAUCGCUGAUGGAGAACAUCGCCUUGGGAACAGAGGUGGUCCAGGUGAAGGCGCAGUCGGCCGAUAACCUGAACCAGCUGACGUACCGCUUCGACCCUGACACCUCACCUGCUGCUCUGGCGCUCUUUAAGAUUGACGGGGUCACGGGUCGUAUAACUGUGACGGGACUGCUGGACAGAGAGAGAGGCGAUUCAUACACUCUCACUGUUGUGGCCGAUGAUGGAGGACCCAAGAGAGGCUCCACCGUGGUAAUGUGUUCCUGCAUGAUCUGUUCAAUCUGUAAGACAGAUUCAAUAAAGCCUUCAGUGCAUAGUGUAGAGAAGCCUGAGUUGAGCACGAUUUAAAGGAAUAGUUCAGCCAAAAAUGAAAAUGUACUCACCCUCAGGCCAUUCAAGGUGUAGAUGAGUUUAUCUCUUCAUGGGAACAGAUUUGGAGAAAUG
Carassius gibelio (silver crucian carp) is the source of this 4350-nucleotide messenger RNA. Its product is annotated as cadherin-23-like. The record is from RefSeq and is a predicted model, not a curated record. NCBI's taxonomy places the organism in Eukaryota, Metazoa, Chordata, Actinopteri, Cypriniformes, Cyprinidae. Gene Ontology annotation, molecular function: calcium ion binding. Bases 1 to 4254 code for a protein of 1417 amino acids. Gene Ontology annotation, biological process: homophilic cell-cell adhesion. The transcript is spliced from 30 exons. Gene Ontology annotation, cellular component: plasma membrane.